AUGCGCGCUUUGAUUUUUCAUUCACGCCUAGCGCGUCUACCCAAACAGACUGGCUUCAAAGCACACAUAUGUCUCCGCAGCGUUCGACUUUUAUCUGGCUGCCGCGACGAGACAUUGUCCCUUCCGAUCGGUAACAAUGGAUCUGUAUCAUUAAGUGUUACGCGACCAGAGAAAGCUCACCACGAUGCACCUCUUGGGUCGAAGGUGAUUCUCUACCUCCCACCCGGUCCCAUAUGCCCGGGUUCUGAGGGGAAGGAAUCAGUGCAGAACGAAUCCGAUCAUGAUCCUCAACUCAACUCUCAGGGAAAUCUAGAAUUGAGGCAUGCUAGUUCAAAUGGAAUUUCUCCACAGCAGGCUUUGGCCUCUAUGACUUCUGCUACGGUGGUAACAGUCAAUUAUCGCCUCGGGGCAGCAGACAAGGGAUCCCCCACGACUAGACGAACAGAAUCAGAUGCAGAGCCAAAUCCAAAGGCCCAAAUAGCAGAGUAUCACAAAUAUCCGACCCCAGUACAUGAUACUCUCGCCGGAUUUGACUGGAUCAAAAAUAAUCUCCGAUCCGCCAAGCUUGGAGUCUUCGGCUCACACAUCGGUGGAUCACUGGCAUUAAUGUUGGCGCUCACAGAACCGCAAUCCGUACACGCUGUUGCCGCCCAUGAGCCUGUUUGUGAUUGGCCUGGACUGGAUGAGCACUGUGCUCACGAAGACACUACAGACCAUGGAGGGUCAACGAAACACAAACGGUCAACAAGACGGAAAUCCGCCCCUGCAGAUCUAGUUCCCCUUCUCGAGGCACGCGAACGAUUUUUCACAUCUUUUGAGCGGUGCUUCGACGCAUUUGCUUCGCCAAUCCUGUUUCUUCGCUCUGCGGGACGGGACAUUCCGAAAACAUUUCCUCAGUAUCUGACGGGGCCGGGGUAUCCCAUUCCAGUGUUGAAGAACCCCGGCAAGAUGCCAUCUGAGCAAUAUGAUUCUCCUACAAGUCCUUCAUGGGAUACAUGCAUAUACCCUGGCUCAGACACCGACGGAGAUGUUGAUCCACCUGUUCGUCGUCGAAAGGCGCUGUCUCGCUGGCCGCCGUAUGGAUUGGAUUAUGGACUUAAUAAUGAGAUCUGGACCGGAUCGGAUCAUGGCAUUGGCAGACUGCAAGUUUCUUUGCCGUGGGUACGCGUCUUUUUGAGGAAUUCAUCUGCUGGUUCGCAGAUCACUUCGAGCAACAAAGGUACAGCUGCGAAGCUUACGGUACUUGAGCAGCAGGGCGAGGAAAUGGUGUCCACUAUGCGGAAGGCAUGUUUCUGGGGUCGUGAGAAAGGGGUUGGAGAGCGGAUAGUGACUCUUUCAAGAGUAGACAACUUUCCUGGGCAGGAAUUGGCAAAUUAUUUUCAGGACGCUUUUGUUAAAGAGAGCAGUGAUGAUGACUAG
Molecule: messenger RNA, 1419 nt
Organism: Penicillium longicatenatum
Lineage: Eukaryota; Fungi; Ascomycota; Eurotiomycetes; Eurotiales; Aspergillaceae
Exons: 2
Coding region: 1-1419 (472 amino acids)
Source: RefSeq, a predicted model, not a curated record